This is a messenger RNA of Psammomys obesus (fat sand rat), 345 nucleotides long. Its product is annotated as secretoglobin family 1D member 1-like. The transcript has 3 exons. Lineage: Eukaryota; Metazoa; Chordata; Mammalia; Rodentia; Muridae. The record is from RefSeq and is a predicted model, not a curated record. The coding region runs from base 1 to 345 and encodes 114 amino acids.
AUGAGGCUGAGCCUGUGUUUCCUCUUACUCAUUCUUGCUGUUUCUUGCUAUAAAGCUAAUGCUGGCAAGGUCUGCAAAGCUAUCGUGCGUGAAAGCUUCAUCUUCAUAUUGUUUAAUGAGGCAGCACUACGGGUGGAACUUGAGAAAUAUGAUGCUCCUGAAGAGGCUGUUGAAGCAAAAAUGAAAGUGAAGGAAUGUAUAAACGAUAUAAAAUUUAUGCACAAAGCUAAAGUAGGACUUGUAUUGGGACUAAUUUUAGAGGAAUGUGGUUUGGAUCCAUGGCUACGAAAACAUCUUUUAUUAAUAGUCUCCUUGAUGCCAAAACUUCUUGGUUCUGAGAACUGA